Diorhabda sublineata is the source of this 2551-nucleotide messenger RNA. It is a transcript of the gene Pop1, whose product is annotated as ribonucleases P/MRP protein subunit POP1. Gene Ontology annotation, cellular component: nucleolar ribonuclease P complex; ribonuclease MRP complex. The transcript has 5 exons. Gene Ontology annotation, biological process: tRNA 5'-leader removal. Bases 244 to 2502 code for a protein of 752 amino acids. The record is from RefSeq and is a predicted model, not a curated record. Lineage: Eukaryota; Metazoa; Arthropoda; Insecta; Coleoptera; Chrysomelidae.
UCAGAAAAUUUUACAAAACAAAAUUGAGAAAAAAAACAUAUUAUAAUACAAAAAAAUAUCUUUGAUCGAUUUUUUAAAAAACUUUUUCAGUUUUCGAUAUUGUAGCUUAUAGCUUGUUCCAACGGAGCUCUAAACAUUUUGACUUAUUUAAGUCCAUGUGUUGUUGAAAUUAAUUUGAGGUUAGUGUAGUUUAUUAAACCGAACUAAAUUUUAAGUGAUACCUGUGUAAUAAAUAAAUGAAAAAUGUCUGAAACACCAACAGAAAAUGAUGAUUUACCACAAUACUUAACGCUAGAAAAAAUAGCGAUAGCUAGAUGUCGAGAAAUACAAGUAAUGAAUAAAAACAUCAACACUUCUUCUGGUGUAAAACUAGCUUUCCAAAAGCUUCCACGACAUAUGAGACGAAGGGCGAUGUCUCAUAAUGUUAAAAGAUUACCUAGACGUUUACGUGAGAUACAUUUAAGCCAAAGGAAAAAAUCGGGUCUGCCAUUGAAGAGUAAACGACCUUCUAGAAAGUAUAGACGACGUCCUUCUAAUUUGAAUAGUGAGUAUAGUAGACGACAAAGGAGAAUAAAUUGGUUACAAACACAUAUUUGGCAUGCCAAACGUUUCCAUAUAGUUGAAAAAUGGGGAUACAAAAUCCCGUAUUGUCCUUGUGAUAAAUCUUUUAGAGCUUGCUACAGGGCGACAAUAAAUCACUGUUUAAUCCAAGAUAUUUCAUAUUAUAAUUGUUUAGAAUUAUCAGGAGAAUUUGAGGAUAUCAUUAAUUUGUUUAAAAGAUUAACAGAUCCAACUCUGAAUUUAAGUAUAGGAGCUAAAGCUUAUUUGGGGGGAUUAAGGGAAGGUUCUACAACGAUUUUCAGACCCGACACACGCAGAGCUGUAGGUGCAGUUUAUUUCCAUUGGAAACCUCCAAGAAGUGAUCAGCAAACGAGAAAAAUCUGGCUGUGGUGCCACGCCGCGUUUCACAUUGAACUUUUAGAUAUUUUUUUAAAUAAUUUCGAUUUCAAACCCUCCCCGGAAUCGGACGAUACGAAAAUUUAUUUUAACGGUACAAUAACUUUGAUUACAAACCAAUGGAACUUAAGUAGGUUUAGAUUACACGGUCCCCUUUCAAACGCCGUACUUCGAAAUACAUUUAAAGUCGUUAAAUACGAACCCUGGCAGCCGGAGUGGGUGAAAAAAUAUUUCGAAGAAACUUGGUCAGAACCAUUUUGUAGUUCUCACGAAUAUUGGGAACAGUUGAAAUCUGCGGCAUCUCCAAACGAGGUGUCUCCUCAUUUGAUAUUGCCUCUAAUUAUAUCAGAUCCGAGGUACAAUUUCCCACCAAAAAGAACGAAAUCUCUACCGACUGAUAGUAAUCCGAACGGUACAGAUAUCGCUCUGAGUAAAAAUUUUUCUGAUAGUCCUCUUUGGUGUCAAAACGUCCGUAAGGAAUUAACGAAAACGAAAAUUUCAACCGCAAUUCUAAACAAACUAAGGGAAACUUUACUUGUACCUGGGACUGAUUUAUUAGAACCACCGGCCAGUUUUCCUAUUAUAUUGGUACAAAGACCUGGGGCGAAAAACGCCAAAUUCAGGGGUUACGGUAGCGGCUGGGAUAUUAUAUUACCGUCGGUUUGGGCCCAACCGACUUGGUUAGCAUUGAUAAUGUGGGGCGCCAGAGCUGGCGGUUUAAGAGAUAACGAUCUAAUAUCAUUCGAAUCCGGAUCGCAAAAUAAUUUGUAUCCGGAUACUAUAGCAGGGGAAAAAGAAGAAAACGAAAUAUCACUGAAAUGUAAAGAAACUUUUUUCAAAUUACCCGUGAAUAAGAGAACGAAUUUCGCGAAAUUUCGAAUUUGUAGUCCUUUCAAAUGGAACUGGAGGAUGUUGUUGAUGGAAUGGUCGUUAACGUGUAAAGUAGUGAAGGAUUUUUUUGUUUUGAGAGACAGAAUCGUCUUAAAAAACAUUCGUGACGCUUUGGUUAAAAAAUAUAAAGAAAAAAUUGAUUUGUUGGAAAACUGUUUGGUUCCCGUACAAAUAACGUUGUUAAAAAAAGGUUUGUGUCGACAAUUUUCUAUAAUUUGUCUACCGCAAGAUCAAGAUUACGUCAAAGAACCACAAGAACCAAAUUCUAAUGAUGUUUAUGAGAAACAAAGGAAAACUUUGAGGAAACAACAUAAAAAUUUGCUCAAAAAGUUGAGAAAAAGACGAAUCAGAGGAAAAAAGAAAGGUAAAAUCAUACCAAUCGAUAAAGAAAUGUUAAAAAAUUACACGUGUACGAUGAGGAAGCUCUGGCUUCCAGAACCCACGAUGAUACGAAAAUCUUGUACUAGAGAAAUACUAGGUUUUGUAAAACACGGUGACUUUAGUUUCCUUACAGGUAAAACUAAAGCUAUAGGAUAUAUAACAUCGGGGGCUUUAAUCAAAUUAUUAACUAUGAAAUGUGCUAAUCAAGUUUUAGUUAGAAAUACGAAUUCAAAGCAGUACAGACUCGGAACUCUUGAUGUAAUAUUAGAUUGAAAUUGUAAAUAAAAAAAUUGAUACAUGAAAUUUACAUUUAAUUAUAUAU